This is a messenger RNA of Camellia sinensis, 700 nucleotides long. NCBI's taxonomy places the organism in Eukaryota, Viridiplantae, Streptophyta, Magnoliopsida, Ericales, Theaceae. The record is from RefSeq and is a predicted model, not a curated record.
UCUCUCUCUCUCUCUCUCUCUCUCUCUCUCUCUCUCUCUCACACACACACACACACAGUUCUCUCUCUAAAAAGAUGGAGGACAGUUCGUCGAGGCAGGGCACCGUGACGUGUGCUUCGUGGAUCCGGCGGCCGGAAAACGCCCAUCUCAUGGUGGUAGGAAAGGCCAGGCACCGUGAUCAAUCCUCGCUCAUCGAGAUCUUCUCCUUCGAUUCCAAGACCUCCUCUCUCUCUUCCGAACCCUCGGCUUCACACGUGAUUGAAGAAGGGGACCCUGUCAGCAUCGCCGUGCACCCAAGCGGGGACGACUUCGUUUGCUCUAUCACCACUGGUGGCUGCAAAGUGUUCGCGGUGUACGGUCAUAAAAUGUCGGCCAAAGAAUUUGUUCCUCUCCAAGGUAGUGGCUUUCAGAAAUGCCUAGCUUUUAGUGUUGAUGGAUCUAGAUUUGCUAGUGGUGGAGAGGACGCGCAUCUCAGAAUCUUUGAAUGGCCAAGCUUGUGUGUCAUUUUAGAUGAACCAAGAGCUCACAAGUCCUUCCAAGAUAUGGAUUUUAGCCUAGACUCAGAGUUCUUAGCUACAACAUCUACUGAUGGUUCUACAAGAAUAUGGAAGACAAAUGAUGGUAGGUUUCGCACUGCGGAGGACCCCAGCUUUCCUAUUGACUGAACGCUGGCGCUGCUCCACCUAUCCACCAACUUUCU